Molecule: messenger RNA, 3552 nt
Organism: Anneissia japonica
Lineage: Eukaryota; Metazoa; Echinodermata; Crinoidea; Comatulida; Comatulidae
Product: semaphorin-1A-like
Exons: 19
Coding region: 175-2826 (883 amino acids)
Biological process (GO): semaphorin-plexin signaling pathway; negative chemotaxis; negative regulation of axon extension involved in axon guidance
Molecular function (GO): chemorepellent activity; semaphorin receptor binding
Source: RefSeq, a predicted model, not a curated record
UCUGUGGUUGCUGGAAGUCCGACUUUAGAAUACACCUGACCGGUUGGAUGGGGUGAAGUUCUUGAUAUUUUUACUGGAUAUUCUUAUUAUAAAAGGAACUAAUACUCUCAUAUACAAUACUUAAUUUAGGUUUAGGCUCCAAGAUUCUUGGAUAGUUGUCAAUAAUAUUCCAGCAUGGAUACAAUACUGUUCAACAUAUCAACUUGUUCAAGUCAAUUAUUUAUAUUAUUACUGCUUGGGAUAAUUAUGACUUGUUUAAACAUUGUAUCUUCCAUGACAAUGCAAGACCAAACACCUUCAGCAACAGAAUUUGGUGAUAAUUUUUUUAGAAAUUUAACAAGUAGUACUAUUAAAGAUAGCAGUCUUGCACAUAUUACACAAAUACAUAUUAUGGACGAGUGGCCUGCCAUGCUCAUUGGUGCAAAUAACUCUAUCCAUGUUUUUGACUUAAAUCAACAAGAGCGUACAGCAAAAAUAUUAGAAUGGGUACCAGACUUGGAUGCAAAAGGGAUGUGCUAUCUAAAAGGGAAAGAAGAGGAGGAUUGUCAGAAUUAUAUCAAAGUUAUAACACCAGAUAAAAGGAAUGGGAAACUAUUAAUAUGUGGAACCUAUGCUCAAAAACCAAGAUGUGUGAAUUUAGAGGCUAACAAGUCAAGUUUAGAGAGCCAAUGGGAGCAAAAGGAUACAAACUGGACUGAUGGUUUGUACAAGUGUCCAUUCAAUAUACACCAGAAAAGUACUGCUGUCUUUGCAGAUGGUAGCCUGUAUUCCGGGACAGUUGCUGAUUUCAACGCAAGAGAAUCUGUGCUGACUAGGUCUAUGGGCAAUACAGAUAUAUACCCGCCUCUUAUAACUAAACGUUCUGACUCCAUAUGGCUUAAUCUCCCAGAAUUCAUCAAAUCUUACCAAGAAGAUAAUGAAGUGUUUUUCUUCUUCCGUGAAAUUUCAAUAGAAACUCAACAUACAGGAAAGAUGUACUACUCACGGAUCGCUCGUGUCUGUACCAACGAUAAAGGAGGGAGUACGAUACUUGAUUCAACAUGGACAACUUUCCUAAAAGCAAGACUAGACUGUUCUUUUCACGGAGACUUUCCUUUCCACUUCAACUACCUGCAGGAUGUUGUGCGGGUUGUUGAAGGAGAAGGUGUAUUCUAUUAUGGCAUCUUCACAACUGGAGAUCAUGAAAUACCUGCUUCUGCUGUAUGUAGGUUCAACCUUGAUGAAAUCAGAGACAACUUUAAUAAUGGUUUAUUUAAGCAGACAUCAGCACCAUGGCAACCUGUUCCAGCCGCAAAUGUUCCAGUCAUUAGACCGGGCAGUUGUUCUGCUGAAUCAACACAACUUUCAAAUGAGGAUCUAAAUUUUAUAAAAUCGCAUCCGUUGAUGUAUGAACCUGUUAAGAAUUACGGGCAAGACGAUCCGUUAUUUACGCUCACUCGAAGCAACUACAGAUUGAAUAAAUUAGUGACGACAAAGAAGGGUCCUUAUACUAUUGUCUUUGCUGGAACAGAUGAUGGCCAUGUUAUGAAAUUAGUACUGCGUGAAAAUCACCCUGUUGGUGGUAUGGUCUCACCUGUUCUAUUGUACAACAUGCAUGUGAUGGAGGAUAAACAGCCCAUCACAAACAUGAGGUUAUAUAAGAACAACGGCCAAGAAGUUAUAUUUGUAACAUCUAAAGAUGUUAUUGUUGAGUUGUCUCCUCAGUAUUGUCAAUAUUUAAAGAAUUGCUCCUGUAAACAAGAUCCCUAUUGCAGUUGGAUUGAGAGCAGUAGUAAAUGUAUAGUAUCAAUAUCAACAAAUGAGGAUUACAGUGGAGUUGAGCUAGAUUGUAAAGAUCCAAUAACAGAUGUUGAUUGGACUUUGAAAGACUGCACUGAUCUUGGUUCCCCUUCCACUGAAUUUACUACCAUUGUCACCACCCCCUCUGCUGCGUCUACUACCACCGUUGUUGUAACCACAACUACCACUCCAGAACCAGCGAAACUGGGUACAACCUAUCGACAAACAACAAACCUUGAAACAACUCUUACCCGACAAGAUAGUGGUAAUGAGAUGCAUAAAUUGGAGGCUUCUGAUUGGCCCACUGAGAAACUCUUUUAUACUCAAACACCAACCCACAAACCACCUGAACUGCUGGCAGAUGAGGAAGUUAAGUCAGAUGCAAGUAAACAAUCAACCUUCGAUGAAUCAACAAAGACGUUCAUUGUGCUAGCAAUAGUCGGCUGGGCAAUUUGUCUCAUAGAAAUGGCAGGUCUUGUUUGCUGGUGUCUGAUGCGAAAAAACAAGGGUAAAUAUGAAGUAACCAGUCUGACGGAACCGGAUCAAAGUGUAGUAAUGGUGACAACAAGCUCAAUGGAGAAAAUUCACCGGAAUAUGGAAAAUGGUCACAACGAGCCACCAAAAUACACAUCCACGGAUAACACCCUCUCUAAACCAACACCUAAUGGCAAACACAUCCCAAAUGGAAAACACACUCCAAAUGGCAAACUCACCCCAAAUGGACACGACACUCCAAAUGACAAACUCACCCCAAAUGGCAAGCUUCCUCAUAUUGACUCUAAAGAAAUUCAUGAAAUACGUAAAAGGAUGAGUCAGGGCUCGUGCGGACGUGGUCGCGGUUCCACGCUUGAGAAAUUGCAUAAGAUCGGUAAUGGGCGCAUAGCAUGUAGUGAUUAUGAGGGUUUCAGCGACAGUAGCGAUGGUCCAUCGCCUACCCAAUCAACUAAUGAAGUGCCGCCAACUUACUCGCAGAGUUUUGAUGAGGGCAUGUCACUUGUGCUGGAGAUGGAGCCUCACCUCAAAAGAAUCAGCUCAGUGAAUGUUUGAGGGCAGCAUGUGUACAAUUCAAUUCAAUAUAAUGUUCGUAAUGCAUCAUUAUUUAAAGCUUUGCUUUUAAUGGCCUUUGAAUGUAUUGGCUACAAUACAAAAAAGUGAAGAUUAAAAUAUAACAAAUGCUUACAGAAAACUUUUUAAAAAGAAUGAUUUCUGGGAGAUACCAUCAUGCAUAGUUGAAAAGAAGAAAUUCAAGAACAUGGAUUGUGAAAAAACUCCUUUAAUGGAAGAAACUGAUAAAAGUAACUGCAGAAUACGAGUACUGUUUUGGAAUAAAGUAUAGGAGGCUAUGAUUGGUUCGUCAGACAACCAAUCAGAACUACAAUAUCCUCCAAUGAUGAAUAAAACUAGCAGAAGCAUAAGAAUGGUUGAGUCACUGAUGUGGAUCCCACCCGGCCCCAGUAGAAGGUACUGGACGGCCCAGGAGAAGCUACAGUAUAUUUGACUGAGUGGGCUUUAUGGCUGAAUAUAGCUUUAGAAUGUUUUGUGAACAUGUUUAUAUUGAUGAAAAUGAUGUUUAUGAGGUACUGUGUAUUAAAAGAACAUGCACUGUGUUUAUGAAUGAUUGUAAUAUGCAAGGGAGUUUAGUGAGCAUGUUCUUAUAAAAUAAUGCAUUUUAAUGAACUUUUGUGAGAUUAAAUGCAAAAAAAGGCAUCUGUGGUUGAGUGUGCAAAAAAAAUAGGAAAUUGAUUUAUAUUAUUGAAAAUUUCAAAUAUUGUA